CCACUAAUAUCCACUAUUUUCCCUUCUUUAUUUAAUUAGGCAGCUCGACAUCAAGCCAAAGCUAUGAGAUAGUAUGGUUAUCGAUCAGAGCGUUACAUAACACUGUAUUUAAAUGUCCAUGAGUUUGAGUGGUGUGACGCUGUAAACAUGGGGGAUGUGAGUGAAGCGUCUCUGCUGGAAUACAUCUACUCGUCUGGAGGAAAAGUUGCAAAUUCAGACCUGAUGAAGAGCUUUAAGCAGUUUGUAAGCCAUAGUGAUUUACACCUACGUGCCAAAUACAGGGAGGACUUCAAGCUCAUCAUAGACAAAAUAGCUGUGUGUAAAACUGAGAACGGACAGAAGUAUCUUAUCCUGAAGAAGAAGUACAGGCAGCUCAUGCAGGAGCGUGAAUCUCAGCCCGCAGCUUCAGAACAGGGGAUGAACGUUAAAAAGCACCAAGUCGAAUGGUGUACAGGACCCACCAUUACUGUUACUGAUGUCCAAGACCCAGACGUGACAGAGGAUGUGAAAGUUGACCAACAGGUGGUGGAGAACCCAGAACCUCUAUCAGAGGAGAACCCUGAACCCAUAGAAAUAGAGGAUGAACUGGAAAAGGACUCGGGAUCAAAGUCUGAAUCGGAGCAGGAAGAGGAAUCUACGGGUAGUGUAGGCUCUGCAUCUGUGGCUCUGGAUCCUAUUGAGAAAGAGUGGAUCUAUUCUGCAGCAUGUGGCAGACUCUCGCACCUCAGACAGCUGCUCAAACAGGACGCCUCACUGGCCAACAAAAAAGAUUUUACCUCAUUUACCGCUCUGCACUGGGCUGCUAAGCACGGAAAAGAGGACAUGGCUACUGUGAUGGCUGACGCAGGGGCCGACGUCAACACCAAAGCUGGUUACACACCUUUACACAUCGCUGCACUACAUGGCCAUGUGCAUAUAUUAAAUCUACUCAUCCAAACCUACGGUGCUAAGGAAAAUGUGCGAGACUACAGCGGUCACUUAGCGUCCCAUUACCUGAAAAUACAGAAAGAAGAGCAGCGCAGUGAUCUGAACGCCGGAUACCACAGCCCAGCGCAGGUGACUGAGCGCCGCAACAGGAAGUUAACCUCACUCUUUCACUCACGAAAGAAAUGGGGUUCUGCAGAAGAUCUGGCGCCCGUCCCGGAGGAAAGAAGCGUCCAUCAUCAGCUCAUCGUCCCUGCGUUCAGAACCAGGAAGUUCUCCCGCUGAACUCUCGUCACCGUUAUACAGCAACACAACCAGCACGGAAGAACAAUUUGUUGUCUUUACAGUGCAAAGCUGUUUUAUUUGUGGACUUGGUAUUUGUUCUUAAUGCACAAAUACUGUACAUGUCUUAUUCAGUAGCUAUGCGUUAAUAUUAAAUGAUUCAUGUUUUAUUUAUGGUUUUUGUGUUAGAGGUUUUAUACUUCUAAAAAUAUUCUUUUUUCUUGUUUUUAUUCUUGUAUCUUUGUUUUUUUUUUUAUUUGACUUCACACGAUAUGAGGGUCAAGGUCAUACGGGCUGAUAAGAAAUAAGGUUUUAUUUUUUAUUCUGUUAAUAUACCGAAGUUGUCAUGCUGCUACAUGUUUUGUAAUGCCUACAGAACCACAUUGUUAUUUUUAAGCUUCACAUAAACAUAUAUAUACAGUAUAUAUAUGUUUGAUUGCUAUUAAUAGUAUAUAGUUAUUAAUAGCUAUAUAGUUUGAUUGCUAUUAAUAGUAAAUGAAAGUAUUACAAACGUCUGGAUUAAGGUGACUAAUGUGUGCAUUAAUUUUUAUUUUUGUGUGUGUGUGUGUGUGUGUGUGUGUGUGUAUGUGUGUGUUUAAAAUGUCAUUCAAAUAUCACCAAAAAGAGGACAACUUAAUCUGUGCCUUAUGCUUUAAGUGUUAAAAGUGUUGUAAUGGAUAUUUUUCAAUUCACUUAAACAAAAAUAUCUUUUUUUUUUUAACUCCUGUGUUCUUGGGUGUUUUGUCUACAUUGUCUCACAUUUAUGCUGAUUGUCUUAGUGUCCAACAUGUUUCCAAGUUCUCUAUUAAAACUAAUUUUGAAGAAAAAUGAAGUCAAAUAGUGAUAUAAAGCAGAGCUGUUAAAAGAAGAACAUUAAACAUUAAAGGAAUGUUGGUUAA
Tachysurus vachellii is the source of this 2105-nucleotide messenger RNA. RefSeq names its product ankyrin repeat domain-containing protein SOWAHB. The record is from RefSeq and is a predicted model, not a curated record. Gene Ontology annotation, molecular function: protein binding. The transcript is spliced from 12 exons. Lineage: Eukaryota; Metazoa; Chordata; Actinopteri; Siluriformes; Bagridae. Bases 148 to 1209 code for a protein of 353 amino acids.